Molecule: messenger RNA, 1809 nt
Organism: Trifolium pratense (red clover)
Lineage: Eukaryota; Viridiplantae; Streptophyta; Magnoliopsida; Fabales; Fabaceae
Product: organic cation/carnitine transporter 3-like
Exons: 1
Coding region: 76-1665 (529 amino acids)
Biological process (GO): transmembrane transport
Cellular component (GO): membrane
Molecular function (GO): transmembrane transporter activity
Source: RefSeq, a predicted model, not a curated record
GACACACUCAUUUCUCACAAUCCUCAACCUCAAACAUUAUCUUAAAAAAAAAACUAACACACAAACACAAUAGAUAUGGAAGGUUCAGUACAAAUUAAUGUACCUGAAUCUAAUUCCAUCAUUGAGCAUGAAAAGAAACCAAUGUUAUCAUGGGAUGAAAUUAUUGAAAAAAGUUUAUCAAAUUUUGGUUGGAUGGAUUUCUUACAAGCUGUUCUUGUAGCAGUAGCAAUGUUUUUUGAUGCACAACAAUCAUUCAUAAGCAUUUACACUGAUAAUUACCCAAAAUGGCACUGCAUAAACACAAACACAAAUUCAUCAUGUUCUUCAUCUUCUAAUAUUUGCAAACUCCCAAGAUCUUCUUGGUCUUGGGACACACACCCUUCAAACACAAUCAUUUCUCAUUGGAAUCUUGAAUGUGCUAGCACAUUCAUCACUGGUUUACCACAAUCUUCUUUCUUUAUAGGUUGUCUUCUUGGCUCUACUUUUCUUGCAGCAUUAGCUGAUUCGUCUUUUGGUCGGAAAAACAUGUUAAUUUUUUCUUGUGUCUCAAUGUCAAUAACUUCCAUGGUCAUAAUCUUUUCAACAAAUGUUUGGAUUUACUCUGCCUUGAAAUUCUUGAUCGGUUUUUGGCGUUCAUCCAUUGGUACAUGUGUUCUUGUUUUACUUACCGAAAAAGUUAGUGCUGAAUGGCGAUUUCGAGUUGGAAUUGUUGAGUAUUUUACUUUCACAAUGGGGUACAUGUCAUUACCCGGUUUCGCCUAUAUAAACCGCAACUCAUCGUGGAAAACUCUUUACCUUUGGUCCUCAGUCCCCACUAUAUGUUACUCUGUCAUUGCUUAUCUCUUCAUUAACGAGUCACCCAGGUGGCUCGUUAUGCAAGGUCGAGAAAAAGAAAUUUUGAAAAUGCUCAAAAGGGUUUCAUCAGAAGAAAAUGCUGAUGAUGAUAACGGUAAUCUCACUACGAGUUUACCGAAACUACCCACUAAAGAAAAUUUUUCAAUUUUUCACCUUUACUCAUCGAUAGGUGAAUUGUUUCAUAAGAGAUGGGCUAUUAUAAGAAUGAUAGCUGUUAUGAUUCUUGGUAUUGGAAUUGGAAUGGUUUAUUUUGGUAUGCCACUAGCUGUUGGAAAUUUGGGAUUCAACAUUUAUUUGGCAGUAGUUUUUAGUGCAUCAAUGGAAAUUCCUUCAUGUGUAGCAACAUAUUUCUUGGAAAACUAUAGAAGAAAACCAUCAAUUCUUGUUUUUUCAAUCUUAGGUGGAAUUUGUUGUGUUAUGUGUGUUGUUUUUGAGAAUAAAGUACCAGCAGCUAAAGUGGUGUUAGCAAUGGUUGCAUUUUUCGGCGCUUGUACAGCUUAUAAUGUGUUUCUGAUAUACAUUAUAGAGUUGUUUCCGACAUGUGUGAGGAACACAACGACGUCGUUGGUUAGACAAGCAAUUGUGUUUGGUUGCAUAUUUUGUCCCUUUUUGAUAUCUGCAGGGAGGAAAAAUAAUAUUUUCUCUUAUGGUGUGUUUGGAGCUGUUAUAAUAUUGUCAAAUUUUACAUUGUUCUGUUUGCCAGAGACUAAAGGGAUUGUUCUUUGUGAUACUAUGGAUCAACAAGAGAAGAAAGAAAUAGCUCUAUGUGAUGCCAUAAAUCAAGAGAAAACAGGAAUUGUUUCUGUGUAAGAGGUUUUAUUUAUAUUUUUUUGUUUAUCAAGUACCUUAGUGUUUAAUGAGGUUCGAACCCUGGUUCCUGUAAUAAUUUACGAUGUCCCUGCUAAUUGAGUUAUGUUCACGAUGAUGACAGAGGUUUUUAGUUUUUAAUUCAAA